CAGUCUAAGGUGAGCGCUCGACUAGUUCGGUUCGUGUAUUGGAAAGCAAACGCUCGUCAUUGCCAUUCGCUGUUCGCUGCUGUCGUUCCUUACGCGUUCGAAACGAAAUUCCGCUUAAUAUUUUUACCAUUAACCCAAACCUUGGUUCAAAAGAGAAACGUUACAUGCUUAAAAAUAACUAAAUAAUUAAGAAUUCAAAAAAAGUCACACAAAUGCACACGUACAUAUGAUUAAAGUGAUCGAUAGUGGAAAGUGAAUUGAGAUUUUAUUUAUGUAAAUGUGCACAUUUUUGAAUUGUUUAUAUUUAUAAUAUAAAGGCAAUUUGAGAAAAGCAUUCGUGGAGAGCUGCCCCUUUGGUUGCGACGUUGUGUUUUGUCUUCUUGGAAAUAACUAUCUGCUGUACAACAAAUACGUGCAUUACCCAAAAUGGCAUACCGGUGCUUUUGGAGAAGCAUAACCAAUAUGAAGUUGGCAGUUGCUAUAAUUGCUUUAAGCAUGCAGGUUGUGAGUGCGGCACUAUGGUCAAAUUAUGAUACUGAAAAGGCUGAGAAAUGUAGUGGCAGUGUGGGCUUGAAAUAUUUGUCCGGCAAUGCGCUAAUUGAUUCUCCCAAUUGUCUGGGGCCGAACAACUCGCCUUAUCCAAGCGCGGCUGUGGCACGAACCUUCUCGAAUUGGAAUGGCAACACUAGGCGUGGACGUCAAAGUAAAUUCCCCUCAACGCUAGAUCCUGCGAUAACAACGAAUGCUCUACUACGUGCCUAUGACGAAGUCAAUAAUGAUCUUCCUGCCAGCAAUCGUUUUGGUCGCUCUUUGGCAAAUGCGCCUGUUAGCCAAUGCAGAGAAACACCAUCACGUCUGUGCAAAACACGCUACAAUACGACGGCGCCAAUGUAUGGAGUUAGUUUGACAUCUGGACAGCCGGUUACCAUUGUACAAAAGUUCCCUGAUCUGUUACAACAAGUCGUAUUCGAAGUGUGCGAAUCGGGCGAAUGUGACGUUGUACGUGGUGAAUGCACUCAGACAUAUGUGCCGUAUCUGUUUCUUGUAAUUCCAUUGGGUCCAGUCACACUGACUGGUCAGGACUACGUACUGGUUGAGAGCGGGUGUGUAUGCAAGCCCAAAUAUUCUACGGGGGCCGCGCAGGAGCCAAAUAUGAUACCUUAGUUUAUUUCCAGAACCAAAUAAAAGUUUAAUUUGUUAAUAUCUGAUAUACUGCUACAUACCUACAUAUAAACUAAACUGUUUAAAAUGGACAUUUGUAUGCAUAAAAGAUGUAACAUCUUUCGAUAGAGUUUAUAUUAUAUUUGCUACGAAUGCCCAUUUUUACUCUAAAUAUGAUGAAUUCAACAAGUUUUCUCUGUUGAAUUUUACAGUUAUUAAUAUACUUACAAAUUUAGUUGUAAAAUAUUUAUUAGCAUAAAUAUUUUGAUUUCGAUAAAUAUGCAUAAAUAUACAUAUUUCUCUAGAAUAGUUGAAUGUUGAUUUCAAAUAAUUUAAAUGAACAGCAAAUUACUUGAAUAAUAAUGUUAAAAGGAGUUAAAUGAAUAUUUGCAAUAUUAUUCUUCAUAUAAACAGUUUUAGAGAAAAUUUAGUAUAUCUAUUAAUACGUUAAAAAUUAAAAAUUAUGUAAGAGAUAAAGAGAGAUAAAAUAUGUGUGUGUCGCCAUGUUAAUAACGAAAGCAAUACCAUUAUUUUUUGAUAUACAAGAUUUUCUUUUAAAAAUAUGACUUAUAUAUUUAAAAUGUCGUAUUUUCAUAUAGACAUAUGUUUGUUUGUAAAGGUAUUUUCAAAUAAUUUACUUUUCUUUAUACUAAAAAAAUAACAUACGAGCUAAAAUAAAUACGAUAUUUUAUUCGCAUAGGUUUGUUAUUAUGGGUUUCAUUAUAAGUUAAGCGUAUGUACGUCUCUCCGUAACAGUAUAUCAGAAAUAAUUAAAUAUACGAACAAAAGCUUAGGUUUAAGAUUGCCUAUUUAUUGAUUACUUCAAAGUUUUCUCUAUUUAAUUAUUUUUAAUAAGUUUUAUGCUAAAGACAUAUUUACAAAUGUAUACAAAUAAAUACAAGUCUAUACCAUAAAUGAAAAUAAUAUGUUAUAUAUUAAGCUAGUGUUAAUAUUCUUGUAUGUACACUCGUACUAGGCGUACUCGCAAGUACGUAUUUGUUUUUUGCAAAUAAAAUAAAAACUAUGAAUGUAUGUAGUAUAAGAAUUAAGGAAGAAAGCGGAAUUUUGCAUUUACGUAUGUAUGUAUGUAUCUGAACAUCUGUAACAAUAAAUUAUUUUAAUAAACCAUAAUUUCAACAAACAUUAGUUUAC
Messenger RNA from Bactrocera oleae (olive fruit fly), 2313 nucleotides. RefSeq lists its product as uncharacterized. The record is from RefSeq and is a predicted model, not a curated record. NCBI's taxonomy places the organism in Eukaryota, Metazoa, Arthropoda, Insecta, Diptera, Tephritidae.